Molecule: messenger RNA, 4438 nt
Organism: Caenorhabditis sp. 36 PRJEB53466
Lineage: Eukaryota; Metazoa; Nematoda; Chromadorea; Rhabditida; Rhabditidae
Source: the annotation of a GenBank genome assembly
AUGUCGGAAGAAAAGCUGAAAAUCGAAGCAGACCGUCUUUUUCGUCUAGAAUGCCUAGAAGUGCUCAACUGGCCGCCCUUCGCUCCUCUUCCCGACUUCAUUUGCAGGUAUUCUCUGCAGAAACACAAUGUUCUUUGAAAUCUGCGGAUUUCAGACAAAAUCCGGCAGCCGAGUUCCACAAUAUGGCAUCUAACUUGGAUUCCAUGCUACAACCAAUCGACGCACCGGCGAACAUCACUGCAAACGUAGAUUCUGAAGGAAAUAUCGCGGGAUUCGUAGAAGGCGAUCGAGCAAUCGUUGGCUCUUCGAACAUCUCAAUGUCCAUCAACCGGGCACCGUGCAACCAAAGAACUAGCCAAACGACGGGAAGUAGCAUCAAAGGCUCGCCGUGCAAUGUUCCGUUCAUGCCCGGAUUCUUGGAGGAACUCGACCAACUUCUUGGCGCGAAAAACGAAGAAACUAAUUGUGGAAAAGAGGCGAAAUAUCUGAAUUUCAAUAAUGAUGGUACUAAAUUGAAAAGAAAUGCAAAAAAAUUCUUCUUUGCAGCCCAACUUCUCUCCGAUAUUCCAACAAUUGGUCGAAUCCAACUCCCAGCCAUUAAAUCUUCACAAAAGCCUACACAAUCUUCAGAAUCCAAUGAAAUGGAUCUAUUUGACCUUCUGGAUAUGGUCUCCACGGCCGUUCCGGUCACUCAUACAGUUUUCACAACUCCAACUGUCAACGAAACAACAGAAGAGGAUGUGCCAGUGACUCCUUUGGAAUCAGAAGAAAUGAAGAAUUAUGAGUCUGAAUUGGAUGACGUGCCUUUGGAGAAAUUAGAAACGCUGGUAAAGUCGGAGAGUUUUGAAGGAGUUCUGGGGCAGAAAAAAGAAAAGUUCGAGUACGCGAGAAGAUUAGAUUUGAGCAGUGAAGAGGAGAAAGAGUACCAGACGCUCCUGCCGACUAUGGCUAGAAAAGUGAGCAUUCUUUUUUCAAAUUAACAGAAUUCAAAUAUUUUCAGUACCCAUUCUCUCUGGAUCCGUUCCAACAAGCUUCCGUUCUUUGCAUGGAACGAGGCGAGUCUCUAUUCGUCGCCGCACACACUUCCGCGGGUAAGACAGUCGUCGCUGAGUACGCGAUUGCUCUGUGUCAAACGCACAAAACUAGGUCAGCCUGCGUUUUGCUUUUCCUUGCAAUAUUUUAAUUUUAGAGCAGUUUACACCUCUCCAAUCAAAGCGCUUUCGAAUCAAAAGUUCCGGGAUUUCAAACAGAUAUUUGGAGACGUUGGCCUAGUGACCGGAGAUAUUCAAUUGCAUCCUGAAGCCUCCUGUCUCAUCAUGACCACCGAAAUUCUCAGAUCAAUGCUCUACAACGGCUCGGAAGUAAUUCGAGAUCUGGAGUGGGUCGUUUUUGACGAGGUUCACUACAUUAAUAACGAAGAACGAGGCCAUGUCUGGGAAGAGGUUCGGCAGAAUCUACAGGAUCCGUCUAAGAUGCUUUUCAGGUGCUCAUCAUGCUCCCAGCGCACGUAAAAAUCGUGAUGCUCUCGGCGACGGUGCCAAAUUGUGUAGAGUUCGCAGACUGGGUUGGUCGCAUCAAGAAUCGACGGAUCAAUGUGAUCUCGACUGACCGCAGACCGGUCCCUCUCGAGCACUUCCUUUAUACGGGGCAAGAUGGAAAAACUCAGAAGGAUCUGUUCAAAAUUAUCGAUCGAAAUGGGCAGUUUCUUGUAAAAGGAUACAAUGAGGCGAAAGAGUCGAAAGCUCGGAUUUACGAAAAAGAAAAGAGUGGUGGAGGAGGUGGAGGAGGUGGAAGAGGCGGCGGCGCACAGCAGAGAGGAAGAGGAAGUGGAGGGGGACACGGCGGAGGCGGCGGCGGAAAGAAUUGGCCGGGCAAGAACGACAAGAACAUCUAUCUGAAUCUGAUCAAUUUCAUGAAGGCUUCGGAUCAACUGCCGAUGGUUGUGUUUGUGUUCUCCAGAAAAAGGCUUACUCAAUUUCUCUCGUUCCUUUCAACUUCCCCUAUUCCAGAUGCGACGAAAACGCCCAGAUGCUUUCCUCGAUGAAUUUGACAACAGAAGUGGAAAAACAGCACGUUCGGACGUUCUUCUCGCAAUGCGUUCAACGUCUGAAAGGCUCCGACAAGGAACUGCCACAAGUGCUCACAAUGCGAGAGCUCUGUCUACGUGGAUUCGCCGUCCAUCACUCGGGCAUUCUGCCGAUUCUGAAGGAAGUCGUCGAGCUGCUCUUUCAAAAGGGAUACGUUAAAGUUUGCAUCCGUCCUGAUAAUCAGAUCAUCAUUUGUCUUUCAGAUUCUUUUCGCGACAGAAACGUUCGCGAUGGGUGUGAACAUGCCCGCGAGAUGCGUCGUUUUCGACAGUAUCAUCAAGCACGACGGCACGGAACGGCGCGUUCUAAACCCGGGAGAAUACACCCAGAUGGCCGGAAGAGCCGGCCGACGAGGCCUCGACUCGACCGGAACUGUCAUUGUCAUUUGCAAAGACGCGACGGUGCCGCAGAACGACGUGCUCAAAAACGUGAUGUGCGGCUCGGCGCUCCGAUUGGAAAGCAAGUUCAGAGUCACAUAUUCGAUGAUUCUCAACCUUCUGAGAGUCGAACAGCUGAAGAUUGAGGACAUGUUACAAAGGAGUUACGUGGAAAGCGACUCGCUUCGAGAAUCCAAAGACAAGCGCAAAAUUCUCGUGGAGACGAAAGAGCAGCUCUCUCAGAUUGCCCCGAUCGACUGUGCAGUCUGUUCCCCUCAGUCCCCACAAACGGGCGCCGGGUUGAGAGCCUAUCACGAUGCUCUUGUACAGUAUUCCACGUUCCGAGCAGCCCUCUGGCCGAAGCUGAACGAACAGGUGGAAGUAAAUAAACUGCUCUCUUCUGGAAGGUUCCUGAUUGUGAGCAGUGCGGCACAUCAGCUGCAAAAUGCGUGUGUCAUGCUUGUUAAGGAGUUGAGCAACAAGCAGUUGCAGGUGCUCUCAUUAAAAUAAAUACUUUGAGAAACUGAGUUUUUCAGGUAUUCGUUCCCUCCAAAGAUUCGGAAGAAACGUACCGAAAUAAUGCAGAGUACACCAAGUUCCUGCAGAUUCCAAAGGCUGUCAGUGUGUUGCAUUCCCAUCAAUUCCUACAAUUUCCAUUCAGGAAGCCCGUUGGCUCAAUGAGCAAAACGACCUGCUCGCAAUCAACAAAUACAUCACCACUGGCGCCAGCGUGUGUCCGUCGAAUGCUCAAAGCUUCCGACUUUGCGAAGUUCCCGUGUCGGCGGUGGUCGCAAUUCUGAAGAGAAUGGCGAACAAAGUGCAGAGCGCAGAGAUUCUACAAGAAUACAAUGUGCUUAUGAUCCCGAGAUUCAGAGACCGUCAGCUCUCGGAGAAUUCCAUGAAGACAAUCCACCAACUGAAGACUGCUUCUGCUGAAAUUUCGAACAAGAAAACAGAGGUGAGAAUUGCUGAAAAGACAGGGAAUUAGACCUUCUUUCGUGGUAAGUUUCAGAUAGUGACUAUGGAAGAGCUCGUCAAAAAGUGCCACGACUUUGAAGUUCGACUUGAGGCAGAGCAGCUGUAUUCAAUUGAGCACACACUUAGUGAAUCGAAUAUUCUGUCGGCGAAGCACUGUACUCGAUUCGAGGAGCAUGUAAUUCAUUUUAUUUCGGAAUCUAAAACACUUGAGAAAUCUGUGUUGUUUUCAGUUUAACCUUCUCCGUGAACGCAUCAAAGUGGAAAGGAAAGUGAGACUUCUGGAGUAUGAACUCUCCAGCGAUGCCCUUUUGCUCUCGGAAGAGUAUCAGAAUCGGCUAAAAGUGCUCGAGCAGCUCGGAUUUGUCGAGCAGAAGAUGGUCAGUCUUCGUGGGCGAAUCGGCUGCGAGAUCCAUCACCAAGAGCUUCUGAUCACAGAGCUCAUUCUUGGCUUCAAAUUCCAUCAAAGAUCGCCAGCCGAACUGGCCGCCCUUCUCUCCACUCUCACGUGUCAGUAUAACAGUGGAAAAGAGAUGAACUUCCUGAAUGACACAGUAUUCAAAGAGGUGCUCAAGAGACUAUUGUGUUUUUAGCAGCAAGUUAUUUAUUUUCAGAUUAGCGACAGUGUGAAAGCGGUGAUGACGAAACUGGAAUCUGUGGCCGCCCGUCACAAGUCCCAAAUCUCGGAUCUCGGAUGCGAAAUUCGAUUCGAUCUGAUGGAAGUUGUGUACCACUGGGCAAGCGGAAUGGUUCGUUUUUGUGGCGAGAUCGCAUGGAACUAUGAUUGUUUUGCAGCCAUUCUCGCAGAUAAUGGAGAUGACCGACUGCCAAGAAGGACUGAUUGUCAAGUGCAUUCAACGGUUGGACGAGGUGUGCAAGGACGUUCGGAACGCCGGCCGCAUCGUCGGCGAUCCUGCUUUGGUAGAAAAAAUGGAAGAAGUGAGCGCCUCUAUCCGCCGUGACAUCGUCUUUGCCGCAUCCCUCUACACUACUGUCUGA